Pungitius pungitius (ninespine stickleback) is the source of this 531-nucleotide messenger RNA. Its product is annotated as cytochrome c oxidase subunit 8B, mitochondrial. Gene Ontology annotation, biological process: mitochondrial electron transport, cytochrome c to oxygen. The record is from RefSeq and is a predicted model, not a curated record. The transcript has 2 exons. Bases 9 to 359 code for a protein of 116 amino acids. Gene Ontology annotation, cellular component: mitochondrion. NCBI's taxonomy places the organism in Eukaryota, Metazoa, Chordata, Actinopteri, Perciformes, Gasterosteidae.
ACGGCCGCAUGCACACUCACUCACGCGCGCGCCCUGUGGCUGUCAGUUGGAGUGAGAGACACAAAGUUAAGACCACCAGCUACGCUAGUGACGUUAACAGUGGACCUGCUCGGUUGUCCUCCUGUCCUCUGAGCUCGCAGCACCGGACCGUCGCAAUGUCUCUUCCCGCCGUCUCGCGCCUCUUCAGGAGCGCUCUGAGGACUCAGCUCGUCUCUGCGGCCAAUUUGUCGUCCAAACCCGCCAAACACCACAUCUCUGGAGGGGAGCAGGCAGUGGCCAUGACAGUCCUGUUCAUAGCCAUGCUGGGUCCCUCUGGCUGGAUACUGGCUCACCUGGAAGACUACAAGAACAAGAAGUAGAGGAGGAGGAGGAGGAGGAGGAGAGAAUGAAGAUGCCAGUCGCCCCCCCUCCCUGCAGCUGUCUCGCUCUGUCCCGUCCUUCAGCCGAUGAGACCAAGUUGUUUGUGCACUUCUGAGUCGCGAUAAUGGGAUCUGUGCACGAGCUCUUACCAAUAAAUACCUGUUGAUUACA